This is a messenger RNA of Candidula unifasciata, 1653 nucleotides long. Lineage: Eukaryota; Metazoa; Mollusca; Gastropoda; Stylommatophora; Geomitridae. The record is from the annotation of a GenBank genome assembly.
AUGAUAGAUAUUUGUGUGUGGUCAAGACAAGAUCUAUUAAACACUACCGCGAUGUGCGGCGUCUACUUCUCUUUGCUAAUCCUCAGCUGUAUCGCACAUACGAUCCACAGCCAAGCGAUACCACACGUGACGAUAUCUCUGGGACCAGCUCAACAUCUGAGAGGACUUAACACAACACAGGGUUCUGGUCACCGAGUCUACAAAUUCCUUGGAAUCCCGUAUGCUCGUCCGCCAUUGGGUGAUCGAAGAUUUCGGCCACCAGAACCAGAACCAGACUGGACAGGGGUCAAGGAUGCUGUCAACAGAAGUUCGAUAUGUCCCCAGGGGAACUCAAGAACAGAAGACUGUCUCUAUCUGAAUGUGUUCACCCCGGAUGUGAAUGGAACGCUUCCGGUUUUCGUUUGGAUUCAUGGAGGAGGCUACACAACUGGGUCAGCAUUUGGUGAUGGGGAUGGUGCUACCAUGGCGCCUCAAGGAAUUGUGACAGUCACAAUCAACUACCGACUUGGACCUCUUGGGUUCAUGUCCACGGGUGAUGCUGCCAUGCCGGGAAAUUAUGGGAUGCUAGACCAAGUUUUGGCUCUGAAGUGGGUAAAGAAAUACAUCAAAGCAUUUGGUGGCGAUCCUACUCAGGUAACAAUUGGAGGCGAGAGCGCAGGAGCUCACAGCGUCUCGUUGUUGAUUGUAUCGCCUCUAACCAAAGGGCUCUUCCACAGGGCGGUUAUGGAGAGUGGAUCAGGGCUUGCUCUAACGGCACUAGAAAGACCAGGGACAAGAACUAAAUUGAGAACAACCACCCUACGGUCUGCAGCCCGUGUUGGAUGUAAUCAAGCUGCUUCUUCCGAAAUCCUGCAGUGUCUACAGAAGGUUGAUAUUCAGCAUCUUAUGAACGCUACCAGAGAUUUUACUCCAUUGCCUAGAAUUGAAACCACCUUUGGAUUCAUGCCCGAAGAACCGAUAACUCUGAUACGAAAUGGUAAUUAUAAUAAAGUGGAUACACUACACGGAACUAACUCGGGCGAAGGGGCUGGCAAUGUCGUCGACGCUAAGAACGAUGGAGUGACUCUGCAAGAGUUCAGAAACACUAUUGGAAGUCAAGUCGGAGGAUUUCUCAACGCAGGCGCCAUUACCAGUCUGUUUACUGAUGCCUACACUGCUAACCUAACAGACCCUUUUCUGCUACGGCAAACUUUAGUUCACGCAGUUGCUGAUAUUAAAUAUGGCGGUGCAACUAUGGUUGAAACCAGCAAGUAUGUUUUGGCGCCGAACACGAAACAUUUCUUGUAUGAGUUUGCUUACAGAAUAACCGGAACAGGCUCGCCGGAGUGGCAAGGCGUCGGUCACGCAGCAGAAAGAGGCUUUGUGUUUUAUGGAGGUUUUUCUCAUCCAAACGACAAAGCGAUUGGUGAAACUGUUCAGAAGAUGUGGGCGAAUUUCAUUAAAAACGGUGACCCAACACCCACGGACAUCACCAUCAAAUUAGAAAGUGGCAGUAAUACUAUCAAGUGGAAUGCGUUUACCAACAAUAACCCUCGCAUGUUAAUAAUUGACGCGCCCUCAAAACUCGUGACAUAUCCUCGACUAUUCGUCGUUCCCUUAUUUGAGAAAAUUCUAGAAAUAAUGCAGUCAGACGUAGAGCCCAUUGUUGGUUAG